Truncatella angustata is the source of this 1433-nucleotide messenger RNA. Its product is annotated as 20S proteasome subunit. Gene Ontology annotation, cellular component: proteasome core complex. The record is from RefSeq and is a predicted model, not a curated record. NCBI's taxonomy places the organism in Eukaryota, Fungi, Ascomycota, Sordariomycetes, Amphisphaeriales, Sporocadaceae. The transcript has 3 exons. Bases 381 to 1166 code for a protein of 261 amino acids.
CAUGAUUAGUUAAGGUAACCGUAGAUGAUUGGUCCAAGCUCCCCAAGCAUAGCUACAGCAGUAGGCAAGGCACAAGGCAGAACCGUGACGACUGCCGCAAGGAGCUGAGCUAACAAUACCAUCCGCUACCAGCACCAGUGCCAUUUCAUACCAUAUUACAUACACGGCCCAAGCCUGAGUAGGUAGACAAGCUACAUACGCCCGCGUCUCCGUCGACGUCGCACCCUCAGCCUUCCCUCCAAUUCCCCCCGUCGCCUUCAAACCACUUGACUUCCCACCCCAAACAUCGACACAUCCUUGGCUCAUUCAGCAAUCGACUCUCUCCCAAGCACGAAACUCAGCACCAGCUUCGCUUGCCUAAUAUCACAGCAAGCGCCAAGAUGGAUCACCGACCGCAACAAUGGGGCCGUCCCAGAGAUGAUGUCUAUGGUUCCUACGAUGCCUCAUACAUGCGACCCAACGGUCCGACCACACAUACCCAGUCUCCCGUCGUUACCGGAACAUCAGUAGUAGCACUCAAGUUCAAGGACGGCGUGGUCAUCGCCGCCGACAACCUAGCCUCCUACGGCUCGCUAGCUCGUUUCCCCGAUGUCAAGCGCCUGCGCACCUUCGCCUCCAGCACCGUUGUCGGCUUUGGCGGCGAUGUUUCUGACAUGCAAUACCUCGAUCGCCACCUGACCGAGCUCGCCAUCGACGAGAACUACAAACAGGACGCCGCCCACACCUUGAACGCUCGAAACCUGCACAAGUACCUCGCCAAGCUGCUCUACCACCGCCGCUCCAAGUUCGACCCCCUCUGGAACAACCUGCUGGUCGCCGGCCUCGACGAGGACGACAAGCCAUUCCUCGCCGCCGCCGAUCUGCUCGGCACCACCUACACGAGUCCCAGUCUGGCCACGGGCUAUGGUGAGAUGCUGGGUCAGCCCAUCAUGCGCAAGUACGCACCAGAUGAGGAGAGCGCCGCCAAGUUGACCAAGGAGGAGGCUAUCAACAUCGUCAAGGAGGUUAUGAAGGUUCUCUUCUACAGGGAUGCCCGCUCCUUGGACAAAUAUUCCAUGGCGGUUGUCACCAAAGAGGGUGUCGACCUGAAGGAGGACCUCAAGCUGGAGAACCAGAGCUGGGCAUUUGCCGACAGGAUCAAGGGAUACGGCACGCAAACUGUCUAAAGAGCCUGGGCAUGUCGUCGGUUAGCCCGGAUUAACCGCCCUGUGUUGUAUGCCAGUGCACAUCGAGCUCAUAGACUGCGGAUGGCAUCACAUCAGCGUGGCUUGUACUAUUAGAGCGACUGAAACACAGCGAAUUUGCGCGAUACAACAUAUACCCUCGGUCGUGAGCGUAGUUUCUAGCGAGCGGCGAAAGGUCACCAGGCUUCAUCUAUCUCACAAUAACAUCCUCUCCAAAGGGAGAAAUAGCAUCAAGGCUACUUUAGACUA